GACUAUCCCUGACAUUGCCCUGUAGUACUGUCCUCGUACAUUCACCGGCAAAGGAUCAUCGACGAUGCACAAGAUCAAGUUUAUCAUCCUGACAGUUUUGGUGUUCGCGGUCCGUGGACGUGCCGAUGGUACCACAUCAGAAACCAACCGACAAAAGAGGUUUUUAUUUUACGAUGAAGAAGGCCACUUAGUGAAUGCAUAUGGAAACUCAUUAUUGCGAAACUUCUUUCUAAACCCCAACAAUUAUCCUUUCUUCGGUGCUCUAUUGAGUCCCUUCUUCAAUUUCCUUCGGCCAUUGAAUAUUGGCGGUGUCCCGGCAUGUUAUAUGAUCCCCGUAUCAGAUAAUGUGAUUCAAAACAUAAACAAGGACCCGGCAAACCAAAACAAACUUGUCCUGUCAAGGAAAGAACCGGUCAUUGAACCUAAUGCACUUUGUGCUGGAAGAAGAGGUUCCUUCCCAUCUCCCAAGUCGUGUCGGGCAUUUCUGGAUUGCUGGGAUGGCUGGGCGUUCCAGCAGGAAUGCCCUCAAGGUUUAUUGUUCUCCAACGCUGGUUUCUGUGACUACGCUGAUAAUGUGGAUUGCAAAAAUAGAAUGAUUCCAUCAUCAAGUCGAUCCACGUGCAGCAGGGAUUUUGAAACUUUUAGAAAUCAAUACAAUUGUAACGAAUUUUUCGUUUGUGUCAAUAGACAGCCAAUUAAAUUCAAGUGCCCGGCGAAUCUUGCUUAUAGUGAGAGGCUUGGAGUUUGCGACUAUGCGGACAAUGUUAACUGCCGAGUAUACCAAGCUGAUCUACCGGUAGAAGCCACUCCACCACCUCUGCCAAUCUCCACACCAACUAUCCCGUCCAGCAAUGUUGAACCGACGAUACCCAGUUUACCUACAUUCGCACCUAGCAAAGAUAUGGGGAACACGUUUAUCAUCAAAAAUUCGAUAUAUAACAGCGAAAGUUUGAUUGCUGGCCACGAAGCGUCGUCGCGUGAAGAUGCAAUCCGCCAACUGCUCUCUUCUUUCAUCAAAGUGGAAUGAUUAUAUUACAUCGAUAGCAUCUAAAUAAAUUCUGAAUUCAUCUGCGAUACAAUGACUUUGAAUAAGUAAAUCUAACGGAUAAUGUAAUUUAUGUUAAGAAAUUAAAAUUAAAAAACCGCAUGGAAAGAUAUUUCAAGACUUUAAAAGUUAAAAUUAGAAUUUAAUAUAACAAUAAUAAUAACAAAAAAUUCCUCACAUAAUCAUAUAAAUUAUUUUCAUUCUGAUAACUUUAAUUAUAUAUUGAUAAGAGAAAUUAGUGAGUUUGGCUCAUAUUUACGUACCAGAAUAUUUAUGAUUGGGCCACAUUUCACCAAAUAUUUUUGAGUAAUUUUUGAAGGAGACUGUCCUACAUCUAGAUCGCCACCUAUUAGUUGAUGAUGUCAUAGAUAAUAUAAUACUAUACUAGUAAUAAUGUGUUCACUAUCAUCGAAAAGUUAGCCAGAAAUUUACAUUAACACGCAAAACAGUUUAUUUACAACCAGAUUUUAUUCUUGUGAGUCACUGGUGUUGUGAGUGUUGGGUUAUAAAAUUGUAAUCUCACGUCAUUUUUAAGUAUUUUAAGCAAUUUAAGAAAGACUGGGAUUAUUGCCUUUAGAUAUUGGAUAUCUUAUUGCCUUUAGAUGUUUUAUUUUUAAUAAUUAUUUUGUUGUUGUUGCUACCUUCUCAAUUUUGUCAAAAAAGAAGUGGCGUUUUUUGGAUAAAGUCUAUAAAUGUUGCUCACUAGUCCGUUUACAUAAAGUUCGGAAGUGACUAAACAUACCUACUAUUUUAUCAUUCUUAAGCAUCAGGAUCUCUUUAUCGUAUCAUGGCUCAGCGUGAAUGAUUCACGAUUAAUUUUGUUACUUGCAUUAUACUAGCUGUUUCCUGCUAUUUUGCUCAUAUGUCGUAUCCUAUGUGUUACAUUAGGAGCUACUCGUGUACUAAAUUUCACUCUAAUCCGUUCAGUAGUUUUUGCGUGAAAGAGUAACAAACAUUCGUCCUUACAAACUUUUACAUUUAUAAUAUUCAUUUUAUUAUUUAAUUUUUUUGUCCAAUUUGCAAUAGAAAAGAAACUGAUAACCCAUCUGAUGAAAAGUAUUAGAAAUGUCUAUGGCAUAAAGAACACUAUGAAUAUCACAGGAUACACAGUGAUACCUAAAUAUAGGUGUCACCGUGUAUACUAAAAAUCCUAAUAACACCAUUGUCUACAGAACGUGGACAAUCUAGGGAUAAAAAGGAGUGUUGUAACAUUGUACUUUUAUUCCAUUAACACCCAAAAAUAUAUAAACGUUAUUAUACAUUAAUUUAUAUUUUUAUUCCGUUUAAAAACUUUUAUUUUAUAGCAGUCGGUGCUAAUGUUAUGCACAGUCGCCGGAUCAAUUUGUAGAUUGUGAAUAAUUCCAAUUUGCCUCUGUUGCAACUCUCCUAAGCCUCACCUAUUAUUAUUUUCUUGACAGAACAAGUUCUCUUUACAUUUAAGUGAAAGCGUUUAUUUAAUGGUGAAAAUCAUAGUCUAUAUUAUAGGUAUGUCUAUUGAAAUUGCAGAGAACAAUCUUUAUGGUCUGCUAGAGAUACUGAUUUGUAUAGUUUGACAUAAAACUAAUAAAUGACAUAAAUAUUGAAUAAUCGCAAAAUACUAUUUUUUUUUUACGUAAAUCAUCGUCAUGCAAACUAUAAUUUGUGAAAUCACGAAACAUUUUGCAAGUGUUAAUUAUAGUACGCACUAGUGAAAUUUAAAGUCUAUUUAAGUAAAAAAAUUAUAUAAGUCGCUGCGAUUUUUAAUUUUUCACGAGAAAAUAAAGUAUUAUACUAC
Galleria mellonella (greater wax moth) is the source of this 2819-nucleotide messenger RNA. RefSeq lists its product as uncharacterized. The coding region runs from base 65 to 1027 and encodes 320 amino acids. The transcript has 6 exons. The record is from RefSeq and is a predicted model, not a curated record. NCBI's taxonomy places the organism in Eukaryota, Metazoa, Arthropoda, Insecta, Lepidoptera, Pyralidae. Gene Ontology annotation, cellular component: extracellular region. Gene Ontology annotation, molecular function: chitin binding.